AUGUCUGGAGACGCGACAAACGUGCCGGCCUUGCCGAAGAAACUCGACGCAAGUACACAAUCGACAUCAAAGGAAUGGAAUACACGUAGUCUAGGCCUUCGGUUUGCGGCCGAUGCGGCGAGCGCAGCGGUUGCUGGGGCUCUGAUUUGUCCUCUUAUUACGGUUAUUGAUCGGGCAAUCAUGGAGAAAGCGUCAAAAGGAAUAUCAAUCAGUCACACGAUAUCGUCUUGUUUCAAAUCCAUGGCAAAACACCCCGCUGGUUUCUUUUGCUCAACGCCCUUUAUCCUUAUCUACGCCUUGUACGGCGGUACCUAUCUGACGGCGAAUGCAAUCGAUACGGUCACAUCGACGCUGCGCAAUCAGUCGUUUUCGACGGUGACGCCCGGGACAGCAAAGUUCCUGGCGACGACAACGGUCAACAUGUCCAUUUGCGUAUACAAGGAUGCGCGGUUUGCGAAACUCUUUGGUCCGUCAACCAAUCCUUCGACUCAGUGUCAUCCGCCUGGCACAGCGACGGCAUCCGCGGCGGUCUCUGCAGCUACAGCGGCAGCCACCACAGCAGUGAAAAAGGGUCCACAAAUACCCAAAAUGUCGUAUACGUUGUUCUGUCUGAGAGACAGCGUGACGAUAUUCGCAUCCUUUAAUGUCCCCGCCUUGAUUGCCCCUUCGAUUCCCGAUUUUAUCGCGUCGACGCCGAAUAUGAAGGCCGCCCUGGCCCAGUUUGCCUGUCCCGCUCUGAUGCAGUUUGUGAGCACGCCCAUGCACCUGCUGGGUCUGGAUUUGUAUAACCGGCAACCGCCCGGCGGGUUGGGAUGGCGAGAUCGCCUUUUGAGGAUUCGGAGGGACUAUAUUGUCAGCUCUUUCGCACGAAUGGGCAAGAUCGUGCCUGCGUAUGGUGUGGGUGGUGUCGUGAAUGUACGGCUGAGAGCGGCUUUGAUGGAGAAGUUGCAGCUGCAAGACGGUCACAAGCACCAAUUAUCUCCUCUAUAG
Talaromyces rugulosus is the source of this 990-nucleotide messenger RNA. RefSeq lists its product as uncharacterized. The record is from RefSeq and is a predicted model, not a curated record. NCBI's taxonomy places the organism in Eukaryota, Fungi, Ascomycota, Eurotiomycetes, Eurotiales, Trichocomaceae. The transcript is spliced from 2 exons. Gene Ontology annotation, cellular component: mitochondrion. Bases 1 to 990 code for a protein of 329 amino acids.